Molecule: messenger RNA, 4566 nt
Organism: Erinaceus europaeus (western European hedgehog)
Lineage: Eukaryota; Metazoa; Chordata; Mammalia; Eulipotyphla; Erinaceidae
Gene: ACE
Product: angiotensin I converting enzyme
Exons: 26
Coding region: 129-4040 (1303 amino acids)
Biological process (GO): proteolysis
Cellular component (GO): plasma membrane
Molecular function (GO): metallopeptidase activity; peptidyl-dipeptidase activity
Source: RefSeq, a predicted model, not a curated record
GCGGCCCGGGGACUUUGGAGCGGGAGGAAGCGCCGCGGGGUGGGGAGGUGGGUGUGUCGGAGGCGGCGGCGCGGGGCUUAUAACCCGCAGCGCGGGCGCGGCGCGGGAGACCCGCCGCCGACUCAGCCAUGAGGCCCGCGCUGCCCCUCCCGCCGCCGCCGCUGCUGCUGCUGCUGCUGCUGCUGCCGCCGCCCGCCGCCCCGGCGCUCGACCCCGCGCUGCGGCCCGGGAGCUUCCCCGCCGACGAGGCCGGGGCGCAGCUCUUCGCGCGCAGCUACAACGCGAGCGCCGAGCAGGUGCUGUUCCACAGCACGGCGGCCAGCUGGGCGCACGACACCAACAUCACCGCGGAGAACGCGCAGCGCCAGGAGGAAGCCGCCCUGCUCGCCCAGGAGUUUGCGGAGCUCUGGGGACACAAAGCCAAGGAGCUAUACGACCCCAUCUGGGAGACGUUCACUGACCCGGUUCUGCGAAGGGUCAUCAGUUCCAUUCGCACCCUGGGCUCUGCCAACCUGCCCCUGAAGGAUCGGCAAGAGUACAAUUCUCUGCUGAGCAGCAUGAGCAGGAUCUACUCCACAGCCAAGGUCUGCUUCCCCAACAAGACUGCCACCUGCUGGUCCCUGGACCCAGAUCUCACCAACAUCCUGGCCUCCUCGAGAAGCUACUCACGGCUGCUCUAUGCCUGGGAAGGCUGGCACAAUGCUGUGGGCAUCCCACUCAAACCCCUGUACGAGCAAUUCACGAACCUCAGCAAUGCGGCCUCCCGGCAGGACGGCUACUCAGACACGGGGGCCUACUGGCGCUCUUGGUACGAGUCACCCACCUUCGUGGAAGACCUGGAGCACCUCUACCAGCAACUAGAGCCCCUCUACCUGAACCUCCACGCCUAUGUCCGCCGCGCACUGUACCUCCGAUACGGGGCCAGAUACGUCAACCUCAGGGGACCCAUCCCUGCUCACUUGCUGGGGGACAUGUGGGCCCAAAGCUGGGAGAACAUCUACGACAUGGUGGUGCCUUUCCCUGACAAGCCCAAUCUCGACGUCACCAGCACCAUGCUGCAGCAGGGCUGGAACGCCACACACAUGUUCCGGGUAGCAGAGGAGUUCUUCACCUCCCUGGGACUCUCACCCAUGCCUCCCGAGUUCUGGGCAGAGUCUAUGCUGGAGAAGCCGAGUGAUGGGCGAGAAGUGGUGUGUCACGCCUCUGCCUGGGAUUUCUACAACAGGAAAGACUUCAGGAUCAAGCAGUGCACGCGGGUCACUAUGGACCAGCUCUCCACAGUGCACCACGAGAUGGGUCACGUGCAAUACUACCUGCAAUACAAGGACCAGCCCGUCUCCCUGCGCCAAGGCGCCAACCCUGGCUUUCACGAGGCCGUCGGGGAUGUGCUGGCACUCUCUGUCUCCACACCUGCACACCUGCACACAAUAGGUCUGCUGGACCGAGCCACCAAUGACCGGGAAAGUGACAUUAACUUCUUGUUAAAGAUGGCCCUGGAAAAAAUUGCCUUCCUGCCCUUUGGUUACUUGGUGGACCAGUGGCGUUGGGGGGUCUUCAGUGGGCGGACCCCUCCCUCCCGCUACAACUUUGACUGGUGGUAUCUUCGGACCAAGUAUCAAGGGAUCUGCCCUCCAGUUUUCCGGAACGAAACCCACUUUGACGCUGGGGCCAAGUUUCACGUUCCCAACGUGACACCAUACAUCAGGUACUUUGUGAGUUUCAUUCUGCAGUUCCAGUUCCAUCAAGCCCUGUGCCAGGAGGCAGGCUACCAGGGGCCACUGCACCAGUGUGACAUCUAUAACUCCACCCAGGCGGGGGCCAAGCUGCGGGAGGUGCUGAAGGCCGGCUCCUCGCGGCCCUGGAAGGAGGUGCUGAAUGCCACAAUCGGCUCAGAUGCCCUGGACGCUCGGCCGCUGCUCAGCUACUUCCAGCCGGUCACCGAGUGGCUCCAGGAGCAGAACCGGAAGAACGGCGAGGUCCUGGGCUGGCCAGAGUACCAGUGGCGUCCGCCGGUGCCCGACAGUUACCCGGAGGGCAUUGACCUAGUGACUGACGAGGCUGAGGCCGGCAAGUUUGUGGAGGACUAUGACCGGGCAUCCCAGGUGGUGUGGAACCAGUACACGGAGGCCAGCUGGAACUACAACACCAACAUCAGCACUGAGACCAGCAAGCUCCUGAUGCAGAAGAACAUUCAGAUGGCAAACCACACCCUGAAGUACGGCAUCCGCGCCAGGCAGUUUGACGUGACCCACUUCCAGAACGCCACCCUGAAGCGGAUGCUGAGGAAGAUCCAGGACAUAGAGAGUGCAGUGCUGUCUACCCAGGAACUGGAGGAGUACAAUCAGAUCCUGCUGGACAUGGAAACCACAUACAGUGUGGCCUCUGUGUGCUACGCCAACGGCACGUGCCUCCAGCUGGAGCCCGAUCUGACACACCUGAUGGCCACGUCCCGGAACUAUGACGAGCUGUUGUGGGCCUGGAGAGGCUGGCGAGACAAGGCCGGGAGAGCCAUCCUGCCUUUCUUCCCCAAGUAUGUGAACUUAACCAACAAGGCUGCCCAGCUCAAUGGCCACACCAACGCGGGAGACUCGUGGCGCUCCGUCUACGAGAUGCCGUCCCUGGAGCAAGACCUGGAGCAGCUCUUCCUGGAGCUGCAGCCGCUCUACCUGAACCUGCACGCCUACGUGCGCCGGGCCCUGCACCGCCGCUACGGGCCCCAGGUCGUCAACCUGGAGGGCCCCAUACCCGCACAUCUACUGGGGAACAUGUGGGCGCAGACCUGGUCCAACAUUUUCGACCUGGUGAUGCCCUACCCAUCAGCCCCCAAGCUGGAUGCCACAGAGAACAUGAUAAGUCAGGGCUGGACACCCAAAAGGAUGUUUGAGGAAGCAAACAACUUCUUCACCUCCCUGGGGUUGCUGCCUGUCCCUCCUGAGUUCUGGACCAAGUCAAUGCUGGAGAAGCCGACGGAUGGGCGGGAGGUGGUGUGCCACGCCUCUGCCUGGGACUUCUACAAUGGCAAGGACUUCCGCAUCAAGCAGUGCACCACCGUGGACAUGGAGGACCUGGUGGUGGCGCACCACGAGAUGGGCCACGUGCAGUACUUCAUGCAGUACAAGGACUUGCCCGUCACCUUCCGGGAAGGUGCCAACCCUGGUUUUCACGAGGCAGUCGGCGACGUGAUGGCCCUGUCAGUGUCUACACCCAAGCACCUUCACAGCAUCAACUUGCUGAGCAGCCAGGGCAACAGCCACGAGCAAAGCAUCAACUUUCUGAUGAAGAUGGCACUCGAUAAGAUUGCCUUCAUCCCCUUCAGCUACCUCGUGGACCAGUGGCGCUGGAGGGUGUUUGGCGGGAGCAUCACGAAGGAGAACUACAACCAGGAGUGGUGGAGUCUCAGGCUGAAGUACCAGGGCCUCUGCCCUCCAGUGCCGAGAUCUCAAGGCGACUUUGAUCCGGGGGCCAAGUUCCACAUUCCUGCCAAUGUGCCUUAUAUCAGGUACUUUGUGGGCUUCCUCAUCCAGUUCCAGUUCCACGAGGCCUUGUGCCGGGCAGCAGGUCACCAGGGACCCCUGCAUGAGUGUGACAUCUACCAGUCCAAGGAGGCAGGGAAGCUUCUGGCGGACGCCUUGAAGCUAGGCUACAGUAAGCCCUGGCCAGAAGCCAUGCGGCUGGUCACAGGCCAGCCCAACAUGUCGGCCGCCGCCAUGAUGAACUACUUCAAGCCACUGCUGGACUGGCUGGUCGCCGAGAACAAGCGGCACGGGGAGACGCUGGGCUGGCCUCAGUACAACUGGUCACCAUACUCGGUUCGCACAGAAGACAAGUUCCCCGGGAGCAGCCGUGUCAAUUUCCUGGGCCUAGACCUGGAGGAGCAGCAGGCCCGCGUGGGUCAGUGGGUGCUGCUCUUCCUGGGCGUCACCCUGCUGGUGGCCACGCUGGGCCUCACCCAGCGGCUCUACAGCAUCCGCCGCCACAGCUUCCACCAGACCCACCGUGGACCCCAGUUUGGCUCCGAGGUGGAGCUGAGACACUCCUGAGAUGACCCGACCGGCCAGGGCAGGUGGGUCACUUGACUGAGCAACCUCGGCCCCUCCCAAGAAGCGCCUCAGAGAACGUCCCAGAUGCUGUUCCCAGCACCACAUGGCGCCUGUGCUUGCUGUCCCUCUAACCCAGGCAGCCACCCAGUGUCAGGUCCCAAACCAGGAGGACUCUGGGAAGUCAGGGAGGUACACACAUUCCGGGCUUCUGGUCUCAGGCUUCCACAGGCUUCGAGAGCCUUGCCCCAGGCCCGGCCCCACACUGGCACCCUGUCCGGGCUGCUGUUCCCACAAGUGGUCAGGCGCCCUGGAUUGUCUGUGGACUGGGUCCCUGAGAAGCAGUCACCUGUCAGAGUGCGGGACUGGCUUCACGGCCAGCGUAGACCCUCUGUGCCAGCUCCCUCUCCCCACUGAGAUGUUCCCCCCGGGGGCUCCGCGUGGGCCUCUGCCCUCGGAGAUCAAGUGUGGCAGCAGCAGCCCCUAGGCUGAAGCAGCCCCUAGGCUGGUGAAAUGCCGCGGCCACCCC